Miscanthus lutarioriparius is the source of this 411-nucleotide messenger RNA. NCBI's taxonomy places the organism in Eukaryota, Viridiplantae, Streptophyta, Magnoliopsida, Poales, Poaceae. The record is from the annotation of a GenBank genome assembly.
AUGGCGUCGUCGACUCUGCGCUCCGAGACAGAAGCAGAAACAGGGAUCGACGUGCUACCUAUCGACGCGAUCUAUGAGAUCCUGAUCCGCCUUCUGGCCGAGGAGCUCUACCGCCUCCGUGUCGUCUGUCAGCCGUGGGGAUCCCUCCUCUCUGACCCGCAGUUCAUCGCCCCUCAUGCCACUCGUCACCGACGGCCGCUCUUCGUCGCAGGCCACGGCAAAUCAUAUCGUGAUGAUGGCAUCCUUUGCCACAUCAUAGACCUCUCUGGCAGGGUCAUCAAGCAGAUCCGCUCCAAAAAAAGACGAGUGGCUGAUAUCCACCCAGUGCAACGUCGCCUGCGUUGCAAAAGGGACCCCCAAGCGCUGCCAGUUGCUCAACCUAGUCACCGGAGAGAGAUUUCCAGUGCCUAG